Molecule: messenger RNA, 609 nt
Organism: Paramecium tetraurelia
Lineage: Eukaryota; Ciliophora; Oligohymenophorea; Peniculida; Parameciidae
Exons: 1
Source: RefSeq, a predicted model, not a curated record
AUGUUUAAAAAUUCAAGAACAAAGCAGGUUAACCAACCAGUUUUCAAAUUAAAGCAAUUUUUGAAUACUAUUGUUGUGCCCUGUUCAUCAAAAGAUCCAACUAAUAGUUUAAAGAAUUCAAUUGAGAGUUCAAGAUUUGCAUCAUAUCAUAAUAUCAGUAAUUCUCUUCGCAAAAAUAUAAUCCUCAAUUAACAUUCUUUGUUACCUACUAAUAGUAAUCGAAAAUCACUUGUUAUCGAAACUAAUUAAACAUCUACAAUAACAAUUGAUCAUGUCUAAUAGGAGUAUAACAAUAAAAAAAAUACUAAACAAAUCAGAAAACAUUUCAGAUAAUUAAAGAAUCUUAGUAUCGGUCAGAAUUCUAAUGAUAAUCUGAAUUCAACAAAUGAAGAAUUAUAAACACUUUAAUCAAAUAAAAAUAGGGCAACCAAAUAUAAUACUAAUAAUAAAAAUGUAUAGUAAAAAUCAAGGAAACAAAAAUUAAUAGACUUUUUGAAAGGUGAAAAUUAAGGCAUUUAAUUUACAUAAUUAUUACAAAAAAAAUACUCAAAAUAGUAUACUUUAUUUCCAUUUUUCACAAUUAAAAAAUAUCAAGAACUCUAAUUUUGA